Messenger RNA from Nerophis ophidion (straightnose pipefish), 12523 nucleotides. RefSeq names its product pericentrin (gene pcnt). Bases 162 to 12188 code for a protein of 4008 amino acids. Lineage: Eukaryota; Metazoa; Chordata; Actinopteri; Syngnathiformes; Syngnathidae. Gene Ontology annotation, biological process: signal transduction. Gene Ontology annotation, molecular function: molecular adaptor activity. The transcript has 61 exons. The record is from RefSeq and is a predicted model, not a curated record.
GGCGGCCAUAUUGAAUAUCCCGUUUGACACUUGUUUUUGUCUCGGCCAAGUUUACAGAUUUAUGUCAGAUAACUUUAUGUUUGGAGCGAAGGACUUUUGUGGUUUUCCCUCCAGCCGAUGCAGGGCGUCUGUCCUUGUAUUAGUGUCGUCCUAACCGAGGGAUGGAUGAAGAUGAACGCCAGAGGAAACUGGAGGCUGGGAGAGCUAAGAAAUCCUUCAACAUGCCACAGAGACAGCUGCUUGCUAGCUUCCGACAGAGACGGGCGAAAAGCAGCGGUGCGGGGGCGGCGAAAAAGACGGCGAAGAGGAAGGGCCAGGCUGUCUCGCAGGAUGACGGUGCGACACAAGACCCCAGCAUAGAGCCCACGCUGCUUCUGCCGGCCGAUGGUAAAAAGACAGACGAGAACUCCGUCCAUGAGGAGGCGCCAAGUCCUAACAAUGCUAAGGUUCAGCCACUCAGCGCGGAGCCAAGCUUCUCUCCUGUUGACGAGCUAGGGGACAAAGAGCUGUUUGUCCUGACUAGUAACGAAGAGCUACAGCAAUUGAAGCAAGCUGUGGAAAAGCGCAACGAGAUCAUUGCCAAGCUCAGCUCCAACCUGCAGAAGGAUCUAAGCAGCAGAGAUGAGGUCCAACUGGAAGUGCAGUCACUAACUGGUCAGAUCCAAGCACUGCAGAAACAGCUACAGCAGACAAGCGUGGGCUUUCUUCGCCUUAAAAAUCAGCCCAGAGGAGAGGUCUCUCAUGAGAAACAGCAGCAUGGCUCCCAAAAUGAAGACCUCAGCCUGGAGGACAUCUCCAUGGAGCAGUCUGCAAGCGAAGGCCUUUGCUUUCAAACGGGCGCAGAAGGCUUAUUAGGCACGCAUAGUGAGAUUGAGACGGAAAACGUCCUGCACGAACUGAGGGCCAGGCUGCAAGAGGAAAAGGAGAAGACCUUUCGCGCAAGCGCCGAACUGGAACAGGAGAGGGCGAAUCACCAACAUGUGAUUUCUUUACUGGAGGAACAAAAGAGAGGCUGGGAAGAGGAGUGUAACAAGAGGGAGGUGCAGUUGCAGCAGGCCAAAGAGGAGAAGGAGGUGCUCAACAGAGAAGUGCUUGAGCUGAGGAACAGACUUGAGCAGGAAAACAAGGCAGUGAGGAGAUUGGGCGAGGAGGAAACCAAAUUCACUCUCCGUCUCCAGAGCCUCGAGGAUGAGCGACUCCGACAGGAGGAGGAGAUGAGGAAGUUGGAGGAGGAGAUGAAGAAGCUGAAGGAGGUGCACAAAGAGGAGCUGGAGAGAGUUAGCCAGUUGUUGGACGAGAGCAUCAAAGAACUUCAGCUGAGAGAGGAAGGCUUUGGGGGACUUAAAGCUUCUAAGGAUCUUCAGAACCAAGCAAAAGCUGCGUGUUGCAUUGAUGAAACCAAUGAGGACACAAUGAAUCUAUCGCCACAUAAGGAACGUCUGACAAAGCGCUAUUUUUCUUUUUCCUUUGCACAGUCUUCUUUGGUUCAUGGACAUAUCGAUUCCUGCAGUCAGCGAGACGUCUCUACAGACCAAAGCUUUGAGCUGAACAGCGGAAUGUUUGGCGAUGAACCUCUUCUCUCUAUUUCCAACUGUGCCCCAAAAGAGAACUCUCAUGUCUACAACAGCUCCCCUCGCGUCCCACUGGCUGACAAUUCCAAUGCCCCCUGGCUAAACAACUCCACUUCCCACCCGUUGGAGGCGAGCAACGUUUCUCAGCAGCUUUUCGACGGGACUGACCUUCAAAAAGAGCUGUUGUACCAGCAGUGCGAUGAUCUGCGUCAGGAACUGGCGAUGAAGGACCAACACUUGACUGUGUUGAACGAGGAAGUCAUCAAGAUGGCUGAAGAGCUGAAGGAAGCUCGAAGCAGGUGGGCUCAAGUAACAGAGGAGCUCAUGGAAGCUCGCCAGGAACUCGAGGAGAAGGACAUGAGGAGAUAUACCGAGGAGGAGAUGAAUUCGGAAACUCUCAAACAAGACAGCCUUAAGAACAAACUCGGUGCCUUUUUGGAGACAAAAAAGACGGAGGUAGACGUCUCUCCGGAAUCUUCCCUGCUGCUUGUCUUUUCGGAAGGGGAAGGUGAACGUGUCGAGGAGCUCGAGGAGGAUCAGGAAAGCUCCCAAUCACAGCAAAACCAGCAGGAGGUGCGGGAAGCAUUGCAACAGGAGAUUAAGGAGAUGACAGAGGUUAAUUCACAGAAUGACAACCAACUACAAAUGUUAAAGGCCAAUUCCGAUGACCUCAUCAUGGAGCUGGAAGAGACCAAAAGAAAGCAACAAACCACAUCCACCCUACUUGACAAAAGGACCUUAGAGAUGGACAAAGCGCUUGAAGACCUCCAAAGUACACAUGCUCAGCUGCUAACUGUCCAAGCGGAGGUAGAGAGCCUCCAGGGAGAGCUGGAGAAACGGCAGAGCAGUUUGCAAAGUGCAGAGAAACUGAGGAGUGACCUGGAAGCUAAGAUUAUAUGUCUGGAGGAGACCCGACAUCUGGCAGUGCAAGAAAUGGAGAAGCAUUUAAGAAAGGAAGAGGAGAUGGGUGAACAGGUAAAGAAGAUAGAACAGGUGCUUCAAGAGGAACUUAAACAGUUUGAGAGCACGCUUCAAGCCAAGGAUGUAGAGCUGGCCGAAGAGAGAGAAAAAUGGGAAAACGAGAAGCAGGAGAAAGAUAAAGAACUUGGAGACUUGAGGGAAAUUUUAGAGGAGCUGAGAAUCGAGAGGGAGGAAGAGGUGAAGGCUCUACUGGACAGGCAGAUCUCAGCUGUAGAGGAAGCUACAGAAAGACUUGAGGCACGUCACCAGAGAGAGAUGGACCACCUGAUGGAUAAACAUCAACAAGAGAUAUCAAAGUUGAACAUCAGCUUUGAGACUAAGCUACAGGAGCAAAAAGUCGCUGUGGAACAAGAACAGAAGCAACAGUUAAGCCUUAUCAAAGAGGUGACUGAACGGGAACAUGAGCGGAUGCUGUCGGAGCUCAAAGACCAACACGAUGAGGCAUUGCGUCAGCUGAAUACAGAGUUGAGGGAGAGUCUGGAGGCUGCACACCAAGCUGAACUGGAGCAGGCACAGGACCAGAAGAACCUUGAGCUGGAAGCCUUGCGCUUGAGACUGACAAACGUCCACACGUCCGAGCUUGUUUCCCAGGAGGCUGUCACCAGUGCUCAGGCCUCCCUGAGGGAGGAUUUCACCCAGGAGAUAGAACUCCUGCAAGCCCAGUACCAGUUAGACCUGGAGCGUAUCAGGGAGCAGAACCAGACUCAGCAGGACAGACUACGUGAGCUGCAUCAUUGUGACAUGGAAGAAUUGAAGCAGCAGUUUGCAGAAGAAAAGGGUUUUACAGAAGAGAAGCAGACCAAAGAGAUACAGGCUCUAAGGUCAGACUGGCUAAUUAAAGCCGAGAGCACCCAAUCGACACUCCAAAACAACCUGACAACCACCCAAACAGAACUUGCCAAAGCACAUGAGACCCUCAAAGAGACCAAAAAAUCUUUAGUCGAAGCACAGGAAUGUUUGACCCAGACUCAGACUGAGCUACAAGAGUCAAAGGCCCAACUGAAGAGCUUACAGACCACCAGUAGGGAGCAGCAGCAGAACUUGGAGGAGGAGCUGAAACAGGCCUGGGCUGACAGGGACGCCGCUGCCCAUCCUCUAGAGGAGUUGCUUUCCAGCCACAAAGCAUUGCUUCAGGAAAAGGAGCAGCAAGUGCGCCACCUACAGGAAAAAGAGCGGCAACUGCAGCAGGAGCAGGUGUUGCAGCUGCAAGAGCAGAAAGACUUGCUGAAAAAGAGCUCGGAGGAGGAAGUAGGACAGUUGUGGGCACAGCUGGACAGCAUGAGGGCCAGUCGUCAAGAUUUAGGAGAGCUUAAGGAGCAGCUGUUGGCUCGCUCGUCCCGCGUCGAUGACAUUGAGCGCCUCAAAGUGGAAUUUAAUGAACAGAAGCGUGAAAUCAAAGAGCAGAACGAGGUUGAGCUGGAGAGCUUGCGGAGAUACUUUGAGCAGCGUUUGCGCGUGUCGGACGAGAGCUACCGAGAAGAAAUCGCUCUGCUCCAGCUGAGACUGGUGGAAGUCGCUUUGGAGGAGUCUGUGCUUAAAACCACUGACAGCAGUUUCGUCUCAGAAGGUCCGACUGAAGAGGAGGAACAUGGCGAACAAUCUGACACCAACCUCAAACUGGAGAAACAGAAGGAAGUGUUUGACACCCCCCUUGAAGAGGAGUUCACUGUGGAGCAGGUGCCUUGUGACCUGACGGACCAUUACGAUGGUGAGUUGCAGAAGAUGAAAAUGUGUCAUUCACUUGAUCUUCAGCAACUCAGGGCCAAACUAUCUGGCCAUCACUUGCAAGAGGUCACUCGUGUCCAAUUGGAGACUGCAAGACAAGUAGAGGUAGAGGUAGAACAAAGGUUAUGGUGUUUCACUGAGGAGCUGCACACAAGAUUGACCCUCAUUCACACCUUGGAGAACACAGUGGCCAUCAUGGACAAGCAACACAAUGCAGAGCUGCAGAAGUUGAAACAGGAGAUUGCUGAAGAGCGCACUUGCCACAAGGAAGCACUGAUGCGUGAGAAGAAACAUGCGCUGGAAGAAAUAACGAGCAUACAAAAGGAGCUCCAGGAGAAGAAUGAAGCCUGGAGUGAUUUCUUAAAGCAGCUGGAAGAGAAGACCUGCUUGGAAAAAUCUCUCAUGGAGGAAAAGGACGAGUUAAUAUCUCUCCAGACCACACUCGAUAACAGUGAGGACUCAAAGGAUUUAAAAGCCAACAAUGAUGUGGAACUCCAAAGUGAGAAGAACAGCAUGGCAAAGGAGAUGAAAGAACUUGCCGUUUUGCUCCAGCAGCAGGCUGACCAGAGUCUUAAACAAGCCCAAGACAGAUUUGAGGAGGAAAAGGCCAUGUUGGAGCAGUGUUUCUCCCAGAAAACUGAAAUCUCUCUGGUUGAGCUUAGGAACAAGCACAAAACCGACCUGAAACAGGAGAGAGCGACACUUCUCAACGAACACUCCAAAGAAAUGGACAGUCUUAUCAUGACACACAAAGCACAACUGGACUCUCUCUGCGCCAGUCACAGAGAUCAGCUCGUAGCCGUGACUGCUGAGCUCGAGUCCAAGCACAAUGCCCAGCUUGUUGCUUUGGAAGCGACUCUCAAUUCCAAGCGCAAGGAAGACCUCCAGGCCCUGGAGGCCAUGUUUCAAGAAACCAGCAAUGCCCAACUUGAGGCAUUAGAAGCCGAGUUGUCCCGGAAACACCAGGAGGAGAUGGAUGAAAUUGAAAACCGGAUGCUUGCUAACAUGGAGACCUUAGAGGCCACAUACUUGAGGGAAAUACAAACUCUGCGUGAGGAAAUGGUGCAAAUGGAACAGAAGCACCAAGCUCUUACCAGUCAAAAAGCGGAAAUGGUGGAGCGUCACAUUGCAGAGCAGGAGUCAAUCAGAGAGGAGCUGCGGAAGGAGAUGGCUCAGUUGCACGUGAACAAGUUCAGGGCCAUGGCUGGCGAGCUCAGCCAUGUUCACCAGGCUGAACUGUCUGCUCAAAAAGAGUCACUAGAUGCUGAAUACUGCAAAGCUCUGAACGAAUUAAAGGCACAGGUUUUACAGCUGGAGCAACAAAACAGCGCUGCUGUCCAGGAACUGACGCACACGUACGUCGCUGAGAAAGAACAACUCUCCCAGCAGCACCAACUCCAACUGCAGGAGCUAAAGGCAAUCUCUGCCCGAGAAUUGGAGGCAUGUCGGAGGGAGCUUGAAGAGGGGUCGUCGAGGCAACGACAGCACUUCCUGGAGGAGGCGGAGCUCCUCAAAGUCCAAUCAGGGGAGAGACUGCAGGACAGGAUUAAUCAUCUCAAGGCUGAUUGUGAGCAGCAGAAAGAGGCGGAGCUUGACGACCUGAGGCGGGCAUUCGCAUCUGUACAGGAAGAGAAGGAGCGCAACUACACAAACAAAAUGAGCCAACUCACUGCCCAACUGCAGCAACUAGAUGCUGUAGUAGCCCAGUUGCGAGCGGAGGUCGGCUGUCUGCAGGGAGAGCUACAACGCAAGCGUGCAGAGAUGGAGACUUUGGACACCCUCCUCCAAAAACGGGAGCGCGAGGGCCAGGAGGGAGACAACCAUCUUAAAAUGCUCACUGAUGACCUGCACACUGCGAAGGAAGAGCGACGGAAACUGCACCAGGCCAAUGACAAGCUGAAGAAGGUGUUAAUCGAGAUGCUUCGCAGCACUAUUGCUACCGAAGAACUGAUUGGGCAGAAGAUCAGUGCCAACAUGUCUACUCAGUCUUCCCAUCAGAGGAACUCAACAGGGACUAUAGGGGCUCAAGAAGCAGAUGUGACUUCUGAGGACAUGGAGCUGACCGAACUUCUCUGUGAGAGUCUCCUGGUUUCAGACACACAGAUCAACCCUGGAGGAGAGGAGGCGGCCAUGAACGCCUGCAGCCGACUGCGCCAGACAGUGGAUACACUCCUGGAGCUGCUCAAUCAAGCCAACACGCAGCUGGAGCAGACUUAUAACAUCCAUGUGUGUUUGGAGGAAAAACUAUCUCAAAGCCAAGAGAACUCGGCCCAACUUGUCGAAGAGCACAAAGUCCUGUCGGAACAAAUUGCCCAUGAGCUUAAGUUAAAGAGUCAGCUGGAGCUGGAACUCCACAAGGCGGAAGGGCUCUUGGAGGGCUAUGUGGCUGAAAAAACGUCUUUAGAGGAGGCCCUGCUGCAGAAGGAGGCGCAAGAGGAAAGAUUAUCGAAGGAGCUGGAAGACCUCAGGUGGAAGGUGCACCAAACAGAUGGCCUCCGCACUGAGCUGAACGGCAUCAGAGCGAAACACCAGGAGCUCAGCGAGGAGCACGCCGCGCUCUUACGCCAGAAAGAGCAUCUCUCUGCCGGCCUUGGGGAGAGGGAGAAAGCUCUGCUGGCAGAGACUGAGCGUUUGACCCAGGACAGGCUGGACUUGCAGCGGCAGGCCGAGAAGGACCGCGACUCUCUGUCGCAGCGCCUCAGGAACCUGGAGAGGGAGUUAGAGGAGCAGGAAACAAAGGGCUUGGAGAUAGAGCAGUACCACAAGACUCACGCCGAAGACCUCAGCCAGCAAGUUCAAGCACUAGAGAAACAGCUCAAACACAAUCGUCAGUUUAUAGAGGAACAAGCCGUUGAGCGCGAGCAUGAGAGAGAUGAGUUCCAACAGGAGAUCAGACGGCUCGAGAGUCAGCCCAGGCAGAUGGCGGGGGGAGACCUCAAAGUGCACAAGUUUGAGGACUUGGUUCUGCAGGUGGAGAAUCUACAAGCGAUCAUCAAAGACAAGAUCGAGGACCACGCCUCUUCAGUGGAAGCCAAUCAGCAAGCGCAGCGGGAUGUUGCCGAGCGCAACGAGGAGAUUGACAAGCUAUUUGGGCGAAUCAGAGCGCUCGAACAAGAGCUGCUCAAUAGCGCCGAAUGCAACAGAUCCGUCGGUCAGCUUGAACAAGAGCUUCACCGUGCAAAGUUGAGAGAAGAGGAGCUCACGCAAGACAAACAAGCACUGGAGCAGCAGCAGUUGACCAACAGGCUACAGAUAUCAGCUUUGCAGUCCAAACUGGAUGAGAGGCGACACUGUUAUCAUGAAAACACGCGCGAACCCACCCAAGAGCUUAGGGAUGCUCUAGAUGCUGCACAGGAAAACCUACAGAGCAAAGAACAAGAGGUUGAAAUUCUACUGGGCCAACUGGACAGUGUGCAGAGAGACUUGAGCAUAAAAGAGGUGGAGCUGAAACACCUCACACUACAGCUGGAGCAGCUCACUUGUGAAAAUGCUGCGCAAGUUCAUGAGCUUCAGGAGCAAAUUGAAAACCUCAAGGAGAAUGUGUCCACCCUUGCCAUACUGGCGGAGGAAAAAAGAAAGGUGGCAGACCUCAUGGAAGAAAGCCUUCCAUCCGCUUUACUGAAGGACAAAAACCAAGAGAUUGACCACCUCAACAAUGAGAUCCAGAGGCUGGAACUGGAGCUGGAGAACACCAGGGACAAUAAGGAUUUGGAGGCUGACCUUCACGAUUUGAGCUCACAAGUGGAGCAUCUUCAAUCCGAAAUCACCAGAUUGCGCCAGGACAGACGUGAAGAGGAGGAGCGCCUCCACGAGGUCAUCAGCACGCUACAGGCAGAGCUUUCCAAGCUCAGUGCCAACGUGCAUGAAGUCAGCGACUCUCAGGACGGCGACAGCAUCAACCACUCGCCAGCUCCUAGCCCGGAACCUCACCACUUCUACCUCCAGGAGCUAGAGAGGCAUUGCGAGCCGCACAGCCUAAAGCAAGAGCUGGGUCUGACUUCUUCUCGGACCCUUCGAUCUCGCAUCAAAGCCCUCCAGAGUCAGCUGGAGACAGUGGUGGCGGAGAAAGAAAGCUUGGAGCGUUUGCUGCACACCCAGGAGAAUGAGUACAGAGGACACGGGGAAGAGUUUGGGCGUAGGCUCACAGCUGAAAGAGAGAAGGUUGAUGAGCUCCAAGGGCUCAUCACGCUCAAGGAAGCCGAGCUGGUGGAAGUCAAGGCCCAGCUUGAAGAGGCCAAGGAGGAGCAAAAAAUAUGUGAAGAUGAGAGGAACGAUUUUAGACUACAAGCCCAGCAGGUGCAAGAAGAGAAAAUGCACCUCACUGCUCAGUUUACUGCACUUCAAGAGAAGGAACAAAACGCGGUUAAAGAGACUGAAGUUUUUAAAGCAAAAGAGCAGGAGAUAAAGAAUGAAAUGGAAGCGCUUCGAGAACGCGGCCUUGCUCUGGAAGAACAAGUCAAGGGCCUUCAAGCUGACAUCAAGGACAGCGAGGAGGCUUUUGCCAAGGAGGCGGAAACACUUGUGACUGUAAGGGUGGAACUGUGGGCUGAAAUUGAGGUGCUCAAGAGGAAGAAGGGGCAACUCCAGGAGGAAAAUGAAAGGCUCCGACAGGAUGUUGCAUCCCUCCAAGACCAAAUUGAAGACCUGAGGGUGCAGCUUCCAGAGAGAGUAAAAAGCCAAGAAAAUGCUCAGAAGAAAGUGCUGAAGCAUUCAGAGGUGGCUGUGACUGAAGCAGAUGCUGCUUUAAGACAGAGGGAGACGGAACUGACCGGACUGAGGGUGGAAAAUCAUGCUUUGAGGGCAGAGUUGACAGCAGUCAAACACAGCUUGAGCAGCAGCACCCAAAGAGCUGAAAAACUACACGAGGGAGAACAGAACAAAAACCAAGCCCUGGUCAACUUGGAGAAUGACAACCACCUUCUGAAAGUAGAGCUUGUACGUCUGCAGGAGGACCUGGCCUUGCACGAAGAGACAUUGGCCCGUCAGCACAAACAACUGCAGCAAGUUAGACAACAAAGGCAUCAGCGAGACACGCUUGCUCACCACAAGGGAUCUUCACCCAAUGAUAUUUCUCAGAGAAUUUUCGAGGCUGGAGUGAUCUUCUACCGUGACGAUGCUGAGCUUAGCUCACCGGAGGUGGUGCGUCAUCUGGAACGCUCUGAAGACGUGUUUAGAGAUCAGCUCCACGCUUCUGUUUUGGGCUCUCAUUUGUCGGAGCUGAGCGCACUUAACACCACUGACGUGGAACACUUUCGGGCCAACAAGUCUCCCGUGGUCCCCAUGGAGCCGCCUUUCUCCAGGACGAUCACCCCUGACCUGGCCACGCAAAGCAGCCACUCCCCUCGGUCUCUGUCCUUCUCGGAUAACUUGGACUCCGUCGGCGCAAGUAAAGUGUGUGAUUUUGAAGGACAUGACCUAACGGCGCCGCCAUCGUUACUUGGCUCCACCUCUUCCUUAUCAGCACCAGAGCGGGCCAGUGAUGGCUACGGCAGCAAUGUGAGCUCGGAACUGGGCGCCAGGCUGAGAGUGGAGCUGGACCAGACAGAGAGGCUGGAUGCUCAGUUUGUGGAGUAUCUCCGCUGCAGGGGCAUGAACCCCACUGCGAACACUGACAGUGCUGCAGGCAGCAUGAGCUACAGUGAUGACCUGCUGUCUCCAGAGCUUCAGGCGGUGUUAAGGAAAGUGUACCAAGAAAGCUGUAGAAUACUCACCCUGUCCCAGCGACGUCCCCUGUCGCAUGUCCGGGCAUUAAGCGCAAUCUCACACCUUCACGAGGAUGAGGGCCCCACUUCACUGAACCAGGGGGAUAAAUCCUCCUCCGAGCCCCCUAUGAGCUGGCAGCAAGAGAAGAGGGCUCUGCAGGAGACGGUGAUCGCACUGCGGGAGCUGCUCUGUAGGAUGGCCCAGAGACGCACACGUACUGACUCCAGGAGUGAUGGCGACAUAGAGCAGCUGCAAAUGGAAUCUCAAACCAGAGCGGAGCUGCUCGAAGAGAGCCGGAAACGGCUGUCAUGUGCACAUGAAACUCAGCAGGAACAAAAGAACAAGAUACAGUCGCUCAGGUUGACUAUAGAAGAGUGUGAAGAGGCCUUGAAGAAAGAGCAGACUCGAGCCGAGGAGCUCCAGCAGCAGCUAGAGCAGGAACAAGCACUCAGCUUGUGGCGCGAGAAAGAGGUGGAGCAGAAGAUAGAGCUAAUGCAAACUUCUUCUGAAGAGCAGAAGGCAGAGGUAAUGGCCCUCAAGGGUCAGGUGGAGCAGGAGAGGGUAACCUGCAGCAACCUGAAACGAGAGCUCCAGAUAGAACAGUCCCGCAGUGUUCUCUUUGAGAAACAUUUGGACGACUUGCAGAAAAAGUUGGAAGAAAAACGCCAACAAUACGCCGGCCAACAAGAGCUUCACUUGCAGGAGAAGUCUCGCAUGGAGCGAUUGCUAACCGAUUUGGAAUCCCGCUUGUCCGAUGUCCGCUCAAAGUUGGCAGACGCCCACGGGAUGCUGGAUGAAGAGCGGGACCGCUGCUCGAAACGGCUGCAGGAGAUGAGUCGCAAGCAAGAAGAAGACGCUGCCAGAGACGGGAAGUUCAUCACCGACCUGCGCCUGCAGCUGGAGCAGAAGCGAAGGCAAGGGGAGGAGCUGGCGGCCGAAGUGGAAAAGCUGAAGGCGGAGCUUCUGCAGAACAGGAGGCAAUGGGAGGAGGACAUGAGCAGGGAGGAGGCCGCCACCCGGCAUCGUGUAGCUGCGCAGAAACAGGACGCCGACCGCGCUUUAGAGGUUGAGCGAGAGCGAUCGAGGCGCCAGGGGGCGGAGCUUGCCGAGCUGAAAGAGAGGAUACAGCUGCUGAAGGACAACGAGAAGGAGCGGGAGGAGGAGUGGGAGAGGGAAAAGAGGAAGGGCUGGCAGGAGCAGAGGGAACGGGAGGGACGGCAGGAAAGGACCAACAACAAACUGCGCGACUACGAGUUGUUAAGGCAGCAGGACAAGCAGCGCAUGGACGAGCUGCAACGCACCCUGACUGAACUCCAAAGGGAGGAGAGACAGGUGACCGCCCAGAGGAUGUCUGCACUGAGUGGCGAACGCCAUCAGACUGACGCUGCCAAUGACGGGAGCUCACUGCAAAGCCAGAUCCUGUCCGUCACGUCGCCCAGCCUACUAGAGAGGACUAUAAGCAAGAACUCUGAGCUAACGCAGCGUGUGACAUCGCUAAGUCAGGAGAGAACCGCCCUGAAGCACAAACUUUCCUACCUGGAGCAUCAGCUGCGCCGUGCCGAGGGUGAACUCGCUAACGUCGCCGUAAAGAGCAAAAACAUAGCAAUUGGUGACGUGACCCAGUCAAACAAGUUGCAGCGGUUGUACGGACGCUACCUGCGUGCUGAGAGAUUCCGGAAUUCCUUGGUGUACCAGAAACGCUACCUGCUGCUUCUCCUGGGAGGAUUCCAGGAGGGUGAGCAGGCCACUUUGUGCCUUAUUGCCAGAAUGGGAGGAUGGCCCUCACCCUUGCCGUCAUCCCGAACGCCCCUGAGAAGAUUUAGGACUGCCGUGCGUGUAGUCAUCGCCAUCUCGAGGAUGAAGUUUUUGAUCAGGAAAUGGCAGAGAUUAUCUGGGUGUGGGAAUGUUAAUGGACAUGCUGCGGGGUUUAAAGCAGAGGUUUUACGUCAGCAGCAGCCACGCUCGAAUUCUGAGUCGCCACCAAAAAGAGAUGCCGUGUCUGCUCUUGUACCACCAAACAAAUCACCCGUCAGGCUGCGCAACAGGUCCCUUUCCAGCUCAACACUAACCUCUGACGCAACAUCUCAAGAUCCAGAAAGAGCUUUAACUGAAUACAUCCAAGAACUAGAGAAAUUCCAACAACGAUUGGUGGGCUCCAAGCCAGGUUCUUCUCUUCUCCAGCAUGACCCCAAGAAGUCGGACCACUAAGACCGGCUAACAUUUGCCUUACAUCCAUCCAUACAUGUCUUUUUUUUUAAUAUGUAUUGUGAUUUUUUUUUUAGGUACAUAAAUUAUUUUUUGUUUUCUUAUAUAUACCUCGUUGUUAUGAAGGUUAAAAAUGUUUUUUUUGUCAAUUUUAAAUAGUGUUGUAUUUUUCUACUAAUGUUUUACACCAAUAUAUGUACUGUUAUGUAUGAUUUUUGCACUGGAAAAUCAUGUUUCUCAACAUAGCUGCGUGUACAUAUUUCCCGCCAUUGUUUUUUUUUUGUUUUUUUUAAUUGUUAGUAUUUCUACUGUUGAGAUAAUAAAUAUUUUAAAUGUGA